UCAAAGUUUUAUAAUUUUUUCUAUUAAUCUAGUUCGCGGAAUUCAUUGAAGGAUCACCGUCUCGCAUUUAUGUCCCGUCAUUGGCGAUAAAUGUUGCGUAUCGCCAACGUUUAUUAGCGAAGGUACGCAAACACGGUCGAUGUUUUUUUUUAUGAGUCAUCCCUGAUCCGCUCAACCAGUUUCGUUAUCACUGAUCAAUAUCUAAUCGCAUCACCAACGAGCCUUUCCUAUCGAAUAGAAUGUAACUUUUGAGCAGUUUUGCAAUUGAAUUGGGUGAUCGACAAUCGAAAUGGGAAUCAGAUUUGGCUUUAACAAGUUCGUUUGCACGAAAUUUUUUCUCUAUAUUUUCUCCAUCUUCUUCGGGUUAUGUUCUUUAAUCAUCCUGGUUGUGGCUGCAAUAAUACUGAGAGAUUUCAGAGGCAUUAUGAGUAGAAUGUCGGGACUGAGAAUCCUUAAUAUAAUGGAUUUUGAGGCCUUCCCAAUAUCGUUUCUCGUUAUCAGCAGCUUUAUGAUCGUCGUCGCCUCCUGCGCCUUUGGAAUCGCUUUGUUUUUCUUUCAGGAUCGAAGAUUCAGAGCUCGAGUUACCACUAAAAUUCACUAUGUGAUCUUCACGUUUACACUUUUGCUCUUGAUCAUCCUAAUCUCGCAAAUAGCCACUGCGAUCUACGGGGUUUCUGUAUUACCGAAAAAAGGUUUUAAAUCACACCUCAACUUUAAGGAGAGUUUUAUGAAUUACAAUAUACGGAUGGAAGAUACCUAUUACGUGGAUUUUGUUCAGCGAACGUUGCACUGUUGCGGCAUUUAUUCCACGUAUGAUUAUGAGUUAAUUCUCGGCAUCCCAAUCCCGCAGACUUGCUGUCCGGAGUCAGGAUGGAUAUGCCAUCAAUACAACGCCUAUCACAAUGGUUGCGAAUUGGAACUACGUUUUUUCUAUAGCUCAAUGUACCGCAACCUAUCUGUUCUGAGCUUUACGGCCUUUGGUUUUGCUCCAGUGGUGGUGGCCGCUUUGAUUGCCGCAGUGGUCCUGCUAAUAUCUGUAAGGUACUCACAAGUGAAUCGUGGCCAAAUACGAAACUUGGCACGGGAAGAUACCAGUCGGAAACAAUGCUCUUCUUGUCAAUCUACCGUUACCAAUCAUUGUCAUAAUAAUGUUCAACAAGAUCAACAUUAAAGGAAUAUCUUCAUGCAUGGACUUACACAGGAGAAAUCGCUGUGGAGAUUGUUAAGGUCGCUAUUAGAAACAUGAAACACUCUGGUACAAGCAUCGAUUACAAGUAGUCUCUUUAUAUUUUUUUACGUUCGUAUAUUGUCGUUAUUUAUUAAGUUCAAGAGAGGAUAACUUACAUCUGUGUUGAGCUAUGAUACAUAUUAUGUAUAUAUAUAUGUACAUCGUCGUUCAGCGAAUCACUCAUCGCGUAAUUAUCGUUCGACUGUCGCGACCGGGAAUUAAGGUGAGGGACGUGCCCAAAGUAAAACUUACAAACAUCUUAAAGCUAUGUCGUUAGUCUAUUAUUUUCAGGCUGCAGGACGAAAGUUGCCUCCUCGGGAUGGGAGUUUUUCUCCACUCUGCAACCGUGUUUAAAAUAAAUAG
Messenger RNA from Ooceraea biroi (clonal raider ant), 1591 nucleotides. Its product is annotated as CD63 antigen. The record is from RefSeq and is a predicted model, not a curated record. Gene Ontology annotation, cellular component: membrane. Lineage: Eukaryota; Metazoa; Arthropoda; Insecta; Hymenoptera; Formicidae.